CCCGUGGCCUCCAAAAAACGCGAGAUCCCAGACCCAGCUUUUGCGCAUGAGAAUCGGCUGAAGAUGUUACGAGGUAGUGCUACGCGCGCUGCGCGCGGCGCCAGACUAGCUCUGGCACCGCGCGCGCGCGCCCUUUCCGCGUUUCGAGACGCGUACUUGGUAUACACCAGUGCAUAGAAGGGCAGAAGACCGGGGUUUUGCGGGGCUCAGACGUUACCCGACGGCGCGCGCGCGCUCGCGCUCGACCGCCGCCGCCCGCGCGCCGCCGCCAAGCCCGGAAACGGCAUCAAUGGCUCACUUUUUGGUAAACGCAGGCCCACGUCGAGGAGCGCGAGCAGGUCGGCAUCGUGCCCAAGCCGUUAGAUGCCGCGCAGACCGCGGCGCUCGUCGAGCAGCUGAAACAGCCCGAGGACCCGCCCGAGUUCCUUUUAGAACUACUCAAGGAGCGCGUCCCGCCGGGCGUCGACGAGGCCGCGUACGUCAAAGCUUCGUUUUUAGCCGCUCUGGUCAAAGGCGACGUCAAGUCGCCGUUAGUCGAUGCCAAAGAAGCUAUGAGGUUAUUAGGCACCAUGCAGGGCGGCUACAACGUGGCCGCGUUAGUCGAAGGGCUAGAAUUAGAUGGAGAAUUAGCCCAGAUCGCCGCGGACGCCCUCAAAACAACAACUUUAGUCUUCGACGCGUUCCACGACGUCGAGCAGCUCGCCCAAGCCGGCAACGCGAAGGCAAGGGAGGUCAUGGAGUCCUGGGCGAACGCGGAGUGGUUUACCGGAAGAGAACCCUUACAAGAGAAGAUCACGGUCACGGUCUUCAAGGUCACGGGAGAAACGAACACCGACGACUUGUCACCCGCGCCGGACGCCUGGUCGCGGCCGGACAUCCCCUUGCAUGCCUUGGCCAUGCUCAAGAACCCCAGGGACGGCAUCGACCACGACGACGUCGCGGGGCAAAUUGCGGGACUCAAGGAGCAGGGUUUUCCGUUAGCGUACGUCGGCGACGUCGUCGGUACCGGUAGUUCGCGCAAGUCGGCCACCAAUAGCGUGCUGUGGUACAUGGGCGACGACGUGCGGGGCCCGCGUCCCUUUCAUCUUCUGCGCGAGACGAGAGGCCGAGAGAGGAGAAUCGUGGCGACGACGUGCCAGCUCGACGCCAUCGACGCGUGAGACAACGGCGUGCCGGGCGUCGACGCCGUCGCGGCGCGAGAGAGGCGCCAUAUCAACGCCACAACACACGCAGGUCCCCUGCGUCCCGAACAAGCGCGCCGGCUCCGUCUGCAUCGGCGGCAAGAUCGCGCCCAUCUUCUUCAACACGAUGGAGGACGCGGGCGCGUUGCCGCUCGAGAUGGACGUGACGCAGAUGAACAUGGGCGACGUGAUUGACGUCUACCCGUUUGAAGGUGUGGCGAAGCGCCACGGCACGGACGAAGUGCUCGCGGAGUUCUCCAUGAAGACGAACGUCAUCCAGGACGAAGUCAGGGCGGGUGGUCGGAUUCCCCUGAUCAUCGGGCGAGGGCUGACGGCGAAGGCUCGGGCUUCUCUCGGUAUGGAGCCGUCUACGGUGUUUCAAGUUCCUGGUUCUCCGGAAGCGCCUCCUGGUUAUACCUUAGCGCAGAAGAUGGUCGGACGAGCUUGUGGUGUGGAUGGUGUUGCGCCUGGGGUCUAUUGCGAGCCGCUCAUGACCACCGUCGGCUCGCAAGACACGACGGGCCCGAUGACGCGCGACGAACUCAAGGACCUCGCGUGCCUCGGCUUCUCGGCAGACUUGGUGAUGCAGUCCUUCUGCCACACGGCGGCCUACCCCAAGCCCGUGGACGUGGUCACGCAUGCGACGUUACCGGACUUCAUCCGGACGAGGGGUGGCGUUUCCCUCCGACCGGGCGACGGCAUCAUCCACUCCUGGCUCAACCGCAUGCUGUUACCUGAUACCGUAGGUACAGGAGGGGACUCGCACACGCGCUUCCCGGUCGGCAUCUCCUUCCCGGCCGGAUCUGGUUUAGUAGCUUUUGCCGCGGCUACUGGUGUGAUGCCUUUGGAUAUGCCCGAGUCCGUGUUGGUGCGCUUCACGGGCGACAUGCAGCCGGGCAUCACGUUGCGCGAUCUGGUGCAUGCGAUUCCCCACGCGGCGAUCCAGCGCGGGUUGUUAACUGUGGAAAAGCAGGGCAAGAAGAACGUCUUUUCUGGAAGGGUUCUCGAGAUCGAGGGGUUGGGCCACCUCAAGUGCGAGCAGGCCUUCGAGCUGUCGGACGCGUCUGCCGAAAGGUCCGCGGCCGGCUGCUCCAUCAAGCUCGACCCUGAGCCGGUGUGUGAAUACCUGCGGAGCAACAUCGUCAUGCUCAAGUGGAUGGUCGCCGAGGGGUAUGGGGACGCGCGGACCUUACAACGCCGCGUCGCGCGCAUGGAGCAGUUCCUCGAGAACCCGGAGCUGCUGGAGGCCGAUGCCAACGCGGAGUACGCCGAAGUCAUCGAAAUUGAUCUCAAUGAAAUCAAGGAGCCGAUCCUCUGCGCGCCGAAUGAUCCGGACGACGCGCGGACGUUGUCGGACGUCGCCGGGACGAAGAUCGACGAGGUCUUCCUCGGGUCGUGCAUGACGAACAUCGGCCACUUCCGGGCGGCCGGGAAGUUGCUUGACGCCGAUGGCGGUGUCACGCCGACGCGACUGUGGAUCUCGCCCCCUACUAGGAUGGACGCCGCGCAGCUCACCGAAGAAGGAUAUUAUUCUAUAUUUGGCAAGGCCGGCGCGCGCAUGGAGAUGCCCGGAUGCUCGCUGUGCAUGGGCAACCAGGCGCGCGUGGCCGAUGCCGCGACGGUCGUGUCUACAUCAACUAGAAACUUCCCGAACCGCCUGGGCAAGGGCGCGAACGUCUACCUGGCGUCGGCCGAAUUGGCCGCGGUCGCGGCCCUGAAGGGCGAGCUGCCCACGCCCCAGGAGUACCUGGACGCGAUGAAGACGAUCGACCCGACGGCCGCGGACACGUACCGCUACCUCAACUUCGACCAGCUGCCCGAGUUCACCGAGGCCGCGGACUUCGCCCUUGAUGCCGAGGCGGAGGACGAGGCCAAGGCCAUCGCGGCCUAGGUCCUGUGCAGUCCCUCUCACCCCUUCCCCGCUCCCCCACAUAAAUCAUCGUAUAUACU
Messenger RNA from Pelagomonas calceolata, 3131 nucleotides. NCBI's taxonomy places the organism in Eukaryota, Pelagophyceae, Pelagomonadales, Pelagomonadaceae. The record is from the annotation of a GenBank genome assembly.